UUCUGCCUGAGCCUCCUAUCCUCCUAAAACCAUGGUUGUCUCAGAGGUGUUGAGUGCAUCCCAUUCAAGGACAUCCAACACGACAUUUAUAGUCUAUGAAAACUCCCAUGUGAAUAUUACAACAACCCCACCAUUUCAGCAUCCAAGUCCUGGUCCGUUGCUUAGAUACAGUCUGGAAACCAUGACUAGCACUGGAUUUAGUUCCUUAGCAGUGAACAGCACAGCCACGACCCCAACACCAGCAGUUUUUAAGAGCCUAAAUUUAGCCCUCCAGAUCAUUCUUUCAGCUAUAAUGAUAUUUAUUCUGUUUGUGUCUUUUCUUGGAAACUUGGUUGUCUGUCUCAUGGUUUACCAAAAAGCUGCUAUGCGUUCUGCGAUCAACAUCCUUCUCGCCAGCCUGGCUUUUGCAGACAUGCUGCUUGCUGUGCUGAACAUGCCCUUUGCCCUGGUAACUAUUCUUACCACCAGAUGGAUAUUUGGGAAAUUCUUCUGCAGGUUGUCUGCUAUGUUCUUCUGGUUGUUUGUGAUAGAGGGUGUCGCUAUCCUGCUCAUCAUUAGCAUUGAUAGGUUCCUGAUUAUAGUUCAGAGGCAAGAUAAGCUAAAUCCGUACAGGGCUAAGGUCCUUAUUGCAGUCUCCUGGGCAACUGCUUUUUCCGUAGCUUUUCCUUUGGCUGUGGGAAAUCCUGAUUUGCAGAUCCCUUCCCGAGCCCCACAGUGUGUGUUUGGGUACACAACUAAUUCUGGAUACCAGGCUUAUGUGAUUUUGAUUUCACUCAUUUCUUUCUUUAUACCUUUCCUGGUGAUACUGUAUUCAUUUAUGGGCAUCCUCAACACCCUUCGGCACAAUGCCUUGAGGAUUCACAGCUACCCAGAAGGAAUAUGCCUCAGCCAGGCCAGCAAACUGGGUCUCAUGAGUCUUCAGAGACCCUUCCAAAUGAGCAUUGACAUGGGCUUUAAAACACGUGCCUUCACCACCAUCUUGAUCCUCUUUGCUGUCUUCAUCGUCUGCUGGGCCCCAUUCACCACGUACAGCCUUGUGGCAACAUUCAGCAAGCACUUUUACUAUCAGCACAACUUCUUUGAGAUUAGCACCUGGCUACUCUGGCUCUGCUACCUCAAGUCUGCAUUGAAUCCACUGAUAUACUACUGGAGGAUUAAGAAGUUUCAUGAUGCCUGCUUAGACAUGAUGCCCAAGUCCUUCAAGUUCUUGCCACGUCUCGCUGGUCACACAAGGCGACGGAUACGCCCUAGUGCUGUCUAUGUGUGUGCGGAGCAUCGGACGGUUUUGUGAAUAUUAGAACUCUAAGAUAUUUGGAGACAUUAUGGUUCUUUAUUGACUGAUAAUUUUUUAUAUGGCUUCUAAACAUUUAUUGGUUUCUAUCUUUUGUGUGUGUGUGUGUGUGUGUGUGUGUGUGUGUGUGUGUGUUGAUGAAAGAGUGUUGAGUACUUUGAUCCUGAAACUAAGGAUACACUGUAAGGGUCACAUAUGUUACCUCUAGUUUAAGAAAACUUUCACGGGGAGGUGUUUGUUUAGUUGAGUGGUUUUAUUUUUUAGCAUGAAUCAGGAUUGUGCUUCAUGGCACCUGCAGUUAACUUGAAUUGUAGGUGUUUUUUAUGCUGCUGAGGCAAGCUUGGUUGAGUUAAUCUGUUCCUUUUCCUUUCCUACAAGACACUGCUGCUCUUUGUCAUCAUAUUGGAAUCAAAUCCCCAUGCAUCUCAGUUGGUAGAUACUUACUUUUAUUUAAAAAACAAAACCCAUGGAGGUUGGUGACAUUUUAAAGGUUAUUACAAUUUACUUUGGUGCACUUUAAAAGACAAUGUACAGAUUAAUUCAACUGUGUUCUUAGAAUUGUUUUUAUAUAUGACAUAUUGUGCUUUGGAAGACAUGUGCUAAUAAUUUCUAGGUAGUUUUUAUUAAAAAUAUUUUAGCUGCAUGUACAAUUUUCAAAGGAAUAUAAACACAUAGGGAUUUUUUCCAAGCAUAAUAGUGAGUUUUCAGAGUGCUAGGGAACCAUUGAGGAGGCACAGUGCUAUGGCGAAUUUCAGGGAGGAGCAGAAUGAGAGGUUGGCUGGUCUAGCUUGUGGCCAUCUUGCUGACUGAAACAUUCUCACCAAGUUUAGAGAGAAGGGGCAACCACUGUAGGGUGGUACUGUGUGCCAGGUGGUGGGCAGUGCUCUGUCCUCAUGGAUUUCUGUGAGUAGGUAUUAUUUGUUUCCUUUUUAAGAGUAAAGAAAUCCAAGUUUCAGAGGGACAAAAAUCCUGCCCAGAGGUUUUGAUAUAGCUGCGGGGCUCCAAACAUCUGAGAUGCAGAUGCUGUUGUUCCAUUGUGCCACACAGACUCCUCAUUCAGUUCGAACCUGUCAGUCAAGGGGGGCAACACAUAUUCUUUUUAUUCCCCCCUCUCUUUUUCUCUCUCUCCUUUCUUCUUCUCUCCUUUCCUCUUCUCUUUUUUGAGACAGGGUUGCAUGGAGCAGGCCUUGAAGUUGCUAUGUUUCUGAGAAUGUCUUGGAGUUUCUGAAGGGAACAAAUGACUUAGACCCACCCUUUCAAGUGGGUGGGCCUGAAGAUAAAUAUAAUUAUGAAAAUUGGAUCAGUUUUCAAUCUAUAAAACAAAUGACUGACAGUUAAUGAAUGUCCAGCCCAGCUGGCAUGGAUCUUGCCCUGGCUGCUUGGCUUCCACCCAUCUAGUUGUGCUCUAAUGUGAUCAGGAGUGAGACCUUUUGCUUCUCAGCUCUGGCCUUCGCAGAACUGAAGUUUAAGAACUGCAGAGGUGUGCCUCCUCAAGAGAGGGGAGAUAAACCCUGGUCUGAGCUGAGAUUAACUUUCAUAGGUCAGGCUUUGGAGUUUCCAUUCUUUUUCUUAAGUUGUCUACCUGUUCUGGUCCAUUCAGAACCUUGGUCAGCUUUGGUCUGUUAUCAGUGGUAGACCUUAUAAAAUAGCCAGCAGGGGUGAAGCUACAGUCUCAAGUGCAAAGAGCUGAAAGAGUGGCCUUUGACUGUACUCUGGUCUAAGGCAGAGGUCAAAAGUGCCCUGUAACCGGGAUGGGUAGCAUCUUUCCUGAACUUUAGUGCUUUGUGAGCCAUUCGGAAAAACAAGUCUGUGCUUCUUCCAUGAGAAAAACCCAAAUUGGAUUACAGGAAUUGCUGAGGUCUUACUCAACCCUGAGAGUUUUUUGUUUUGCUUUGUUUUCCAUACACGAGUAUAGUUGGAAGAGCCCAGCCUACUUCACUAUUAUCCAGUCUCCAGUAUCACUUUACAUUUGCUUUAUUAGCUCGUGUUAAAAUGGUGUCUGAAGGGCUCUGGCAUGGUCAUCAGGAAUUGUGAUGUUGUAAAUUUGUUGACAGCACCAAGAGGCAAUUGCAAUCAUGUUGGAAAUCACUUGACUGUUUAAUCUGCUGUAGGGACUAGUGUACACUAUUUACAACAUUAUGUUGAGAUCAUUGCUUAUGAUAGCUACCUACCUCUUUAAUUUCUAGUUUAUGUUUAUGACAGGUAAAUAUGUUUUUGUCCAUUGGGAUCACACAGGACUUAAACACUGUAGUAGAUACUAGCAGCACAUUGAAAUGCAUUUUGCUUUCCAUUGUCAAUAUAAACUGGAUCGGAAGUAGACAUUAACACAGAUGCUGAAAAUCUAACUUUCAAUUAAGAUAGCACUGUGUAUUGAUGCAUACUGGUAACUUUUGAGACUUCCUUUAUGACUGUAGUUGAACUGACUUUCACAUUCUGUCUUCUGGUUCACAUGCAGUUGAAGGUACUCUUUUCUGGUUAGAGGCAGCUACACUUGGCGGGUACACUGGAGAGACUGCUGAGCCAAUAUUCGAAGCCAUGGGGAAGGAGACUUUGAACAGCAGCUCUCUUUUCACUGGCUAAUCUGUUCAGAUGGCAUUUUACAGAUCACUUUAAAUAUUAUAAUUAUAUGUAGCUUUUGCAAGCUUCAGGAAAAAUAUAUUAUGGUGUACCAUCAAGGAAUGUAGGCACAAAAUUGCAUGUUUUCUUGAUUGGGAAAUAUUGAUCACUGCUGACUGACAUAAUCAGAAAUUAUUUAUUUUUUCCUCCUAGCUAAUACGAUGUAUGAAAGAGAUAAGGAAAUAUUUGUUGUCAGAAAAAAACAGUAAAGAGAAAUUUUAAAUAGUUGACAGUAGUGAUAUUUAAACUUUAGUAAGCAUUUGAACAUCCCCAGGGAAGGUCAAUACAAAUUCCCAGGCCAUUGGGUCAAUGGUUGGGCACAAAAAUGUUUAUUUUUAUUAUAUUGAGUGUUUUGCCUGAUUCUGUUUCAGAUGGUGACAGGGGCACAGUUCCAAGAAACACUCCUGUAGAAAAUAAGUACAUCAUUUAAAAACUAUCUGUUUUAUCUUAAAGCAGUUGUGCGUUGGAAACCAAUGGUGAUCCACAGUGAAAUUAAAUCUACAUGGUUUGUGACUGUCUGGUGGCCACAUGUGUUGGUGUAGAUUUGGCCAGCAGCAGCUUUACUUUCUUUUCACUAGCAAAAUCUGAUGAACCAUGUGGUUUCACAGUAGGGGUCAAAUCAUGACUCACUAAUUGUAAGUUAUGACUUCCAGAAGGCUAAUUAGCCUAGUAUUUCUUUCCUGCAGAUGUCUCUAUAGGGCAUCUCUUCAUUACGUGUAAUUUCCUGAAGAGAGUGAGGGGAAUGUAAAGACUUUUCUAAUUUCUAGUUCUCUACUUAGACCAGUUGUUCAAUUGAAGCAUGAAGUAAAAUAAAAUAGCCUUUUUAAUCUUCAUACUUUUGUUGGAGACAAAGAUAUUUAAUUUCUCUGAUCUUAUUUUGUUUACAUGAAAAUAUGUAUAUAUAUAUCACAAAUAUUUUCACAUGCUUGCUAUUUUAUCCUGUCAUGAUUUAUAUCUGAGUUUAAAGUACAACUAGAUUCAAAUUUAUUUCCAUAACCAUGAUUUUGAUGAACUGCCUCCAUUAAACAACUCAAUUUUUAUAAUAAUAAAAAUAUCAAAGCACAUGUUUGUUAUUGCAAGUAAAUGUUAAUACAGUUCUUAGCUAUCUAUAGGUACUUGUCAUUUGUAAUGAAAAUUUAUUUAUUUUAAAGUGGUACCCAGGUUUUAAUGAAUGAAAGACUUUUAAUUUGGGGUUGUAACAUUUAAAUCUCAAAAGUAUGUUUACUAUUUACUGUUCUUAUUACAACCAAGAAAAGAGCUACCAAUAAGAAAAUGAAUAAAUGUUUAAUAUUUCUAAAGUGGAGUUUUUGUUUUUUUUUAUUUUAAAACUUCAUUUCAUCCUAGAAAAACUUGGCUACGAAUAAUGGAAAACUGUCCCAUUCUGUUCAAAUUCUCUUCCAUUUGCAUUCUUGACUUUAAGUUAGCUGCCCAGUCUGUUUGUGCAACUGUAUUCUCAUUUUAGAAGUUCUCAGUGUAGUUCUGGCCUGAGUGAAACCUGACAGAAGAUGACGAGUAUUAGGAAACAGUGAGGAGAUUCUGUCCUGGAGACUUACGAAAAUGUACUGCUAAGUCAUUUGAAAUGAUGAACAUUUGUGAAGU
Molecule: messenger RNA, 5506 nt
Organism: Cricetulus griseus (Chinese hamster)
Lineage: Eukaryota; Metazoa; Chordata; Mammalia; Rodentia; Cricetidae
Source: RefSeq, a predicted model, not a curated record